AGAGCGGUGCCACACCCCCCCGGGCUCCGUUACCGCAUCACGAACGGUGCUGGCGGACUGGGUGGGUGUGAUCAUGUGACGACUCAUUUCCGAGACAACAAUACAACACCGAAUCGGUCAGCAACGUCUCUCCUGCUCUCUCACCCCCUACCUGCGCCUCGCUCUCGGUAUGGCGGACGGCGAGAGGUCCCCGUUACUCUCAGAUUUGGGGGAUGGCGCUCUUGGAAGCGGUAACGGGGGGGUUUCUCCCGGCGCUGGGUCCUAUAGUGUACCCAACAAACCAGAGAGCUUCCCCCCUUUCCCCAGUGCCAGUCAGCCUUCAGUGCUCCUAGGGGAGGACCCUCCACCCUAUUCCCCACUCACCUCCCCGGAGAGCGGAAAUGCCCCUGUUAUCAGCUGCAGAGUAUGUCAGAGCCUCAUCUCGGUGGAGGGAAAGAUCCACCAGCAUGUGGUGAAGUGUGGGGUUUGCAAUGAAGCUACGCCCAUUAAGAAUGCCCCGGCAGGAAAGAAGUACGUUCGCUGCCCUUGCAACUGUCUCCUCAUCUGCAAAGUCACUUCUCAGCGGAUUGCCUGUCCCCGACCAUAUUGUAAGAGGAUAAUAAAUCUGGGUCCUGUUCAUCCCGGACCGGCGAGCCCAGACCCUCAGCCUGCUGGAGCCAGAGUCUCGUGUGGACACUGCAGCAACACCUUCCUGUGGACAGAGUUCACAGACCGGACGCUGGCCAGGUGCCCGCACUGCAGGAAAGUGUCUUCUAUUGGCCAGAGGUAUCCCCGCAGGAGAAGUUUGUGGUGCUUUCUACUUUGCUUGCUGUUCAGCAUUUCCACUGCUGGCUUAAUGGCUGGAACGUGGGUGAAGGCUCAGACCUACCCGGGGAUCUACGCCUCCUGGGCCGUCAUGCUGCUCCUGGUCCUGGUUACCUUGGCCCGGGCCUUUUACUGGGUGUGCAUGAGGGUCAGCCAGCCGCUCCAGAACUUCACAUAGAGGGCCCUUCGUCAUCAUCUGCUACUUCCCCACAGAACAGGAAGGA
Molecule: messenger RNA, 1028 nt
Organism: Cyprinodon variegatus (sheepshead minnow)
Lineage: Eukaryota; Metazoa; Chordata; Actinopteri; Cyprinodontiformes; Cyprinodontidae
Gene: pip4p1a
Product: transmembrane protein 55B
Exons: 7
Coding region: 170-982 (270 amino acids)
Biological process (GO): phosphatidylinositol dephosphorylation
Cellular component (GO): phagocytic vesicle membrane; plasma membrane; lysosomal membrane
Molecular function (GO): phosphatidylinositol-4,5-bisphosphate 4-phosphatase activity
Source: RefSeq, a predicted model, not a curated record